GUGCGCAUUCACUUCCAUGAAGCUCCUGCAGGACGAGCAAACAAGGUGUUUCGGGCUCACUCGCCUUGCUCUGACGUGGAAGAAGUGACGAUGGACCAGCCAGAGAAAGAGCCGAAUGGGGUUCGGAUGGAGCAAAUGUCCCCAGUGUACAAUGGCGCCCCCUAUGUGCCACCUCCUGAUUACGGCGGCGCUCCUCCUUCGAUUCUGAAUGCCGCGGUUACCCCUGGGGCCAUGGCUGCACCCGCUACCGCACAAGGCAACUGGUGGUCGCAAACCAAGCUGAGUUACAGGCAGCAGUGGAAGAAGACCGACCCAGCAGUGCCCGCUCAGCCCGCAUCGUUAGGCCUCGCCGCGACCGCAGCGUCCCUGGCGGGAAAUUUCACCGGCGCCGGAAUGCUGGCCAUGCCGUUCGCCUUCGCCGGAAUAGGUUGGAGCGCGAUCGUCAUUCUCCCAUUGAUCGGGGUGCUCGCGGCCUUUAGCGCGAGUCUGCUCAAGUCGUGCUGCGAAAUAUUGGAAGAGCGCUACGAAGAGUACCGGAGGUUCCACUGGUACACGCAGUACUCGGACAUCGCCUCCAGAGCCCUGGGACCAGCCCUCGCGAAAGUCAUCGGCGCCCAGCGUUUGCUCUGUGUCGUGGGACUCUGGGCCAUGGCUCUGCUGAUCUCAGCGGACUGUAUGGUGGACGUUGUCACCAUCCUGUCUCCAGCCCUAGCCGUACGCGGAUACCUAUUCUGCGGCUUCCUCACUGGCAUGGGUGUGGUGUGCGCGCUCUACAGCGGGCCCUGUGCGCCCAACACGAGAUACUGGAGCUACUGCGUGUACCUGCCCUUCACCCUGGCGCUCAUGAUUCUCUUGCUCGUGGGCAUUGCUGACAACAAGAACUACGCCGAUGUGGCAGGCGGAGCGGUGGGGGCGAUGCUCACGCUGGGCAUUCGCGACCGGCGGGGAGAUUCAAUUCCCGCCGGCGACUUCCUGGCUGCCCACUCUCCGGGCGUUCUCUUCUUCGCCGGCGUCGCGAUCAUCGCCUUCAGUUUUGCGGGCGUGUGCGCAUUUACGAACAUUCGGCGCGACAUGAAGUCACCCACGAGUUUUACCGCAGCUGCUGCCUUCGGAGUCGCUGGGAGCACGCUGGCCUUGUUUUUGGUCGGCGUGACCGGUUACGCGGUUCUUGGAACCAUCAUCAAUGGAAAUGUCGUGUUGUGUCUGAAAGGACAAGAUAUCCGAGUCGCUGCCGACGUCUUCGCCUUGUUCUGCGCGCAACAGGUGAGCGGGCUUGGCUACUGGAUAAUGGAUGAACACGACAGCGUCCAGGAUUACGGAAAGCGUGUGGCCUGGAGUCGUGCCAAGUUAGCGACUCCACUGGCCUUGGGCGCCUGUCUGCUCGCCCUGGCUGUGCCGUAUGAAGGUGCCCUGAUGGCGCUUGUUGGGUCGCUUGCUCUGUGCCCGGUGGCAUUCGUGCUGCCUCCCGUGUUCUACUACAAACUGUGUCAGGGGUCGGAGCAGUGGCCCGAAAAGCCCCUGAGUACGAGGAUGAAGAUUGCCCUCGCGGUCGCCGUUGUCAGCGGCCUCCUAAUCUUCAUCGGUGGAACAGUGACAUCGAUCAUUCAAAUAGUGGAACAGAGCCACCUGGAGCGAGAGUCCUGCUUGUGGGGAUUCUGCUACGAGAGACAGUUCAUGGUUGUGCAGCAGCCAAAUAUUUUCGGCGGACUGAUCGCUGACACUUUAAAAAACAGCAAACUGACAUUCGGAUAAAGCAGAAGCGAAUUACUCUGUGCGGAGAUUUCAAAUAAAAUGCUGCAAUUUCGUGAUUCUCGA
This is a messenger RNA of Dermacentor andersoni, 1815 nucleotides long. RefSeq lists its product as uncharacterized. Lineage: Eukaryota; Metazoa; Arthropoda; Arachnida; Ixodida; Ixodidae. The record is from RefSeq and is a predicted model, not a curated record.